CGGCUUUCUCGUCUCCUCCAGCCGGGAAGUGUAGUUCGCCUCUGCUUCAGCGCUCAUCGUCUCUCUGAAUCCGCUCUUCGGCUCCCCUUCAGAGAUAACCCGUAGCUCUCUCUCUCUCUCUCUCGUCGGACUGUACGAUGGCGAACAAGACCAUAAACCUCAACGAGCAGAUGCCGCUGGAGGAAGAGAACGAGAUCCCCACGAAAACCCUAGAUUCGGCCGUUCCAGCCUCGGUCCAGCCCGAUGACCAGCCUCCGAAUGGUUCCGGUCAGCCACCACCCCCUGCUGCUGAUAAUCCAGCUGCGGAUGGCACCAAGGAGAGCGGAGAAGCAAAGAGCUCCUCCACCGUGGCUAAGGUGGCCCCUCAGGCAGGGAACGACGCCGCCCCCGCCGAUGACGUCCAGAAGAAGAUCCGCCGGGCUGAGCGGUUUGGCAUGCCGGUUCAGUUGUCCGAGGCAGAGAAGCGCAGUUCUCGCGCUGAAAGGUUUGGUACUGGUGCUGGCCUGAAUAAAUCUGAUGUUUUGAGCAAAUCAGAGGAAUUGAAGAGAAAGGCCAGAGCAGAGAGGUUUGGCACCUUGACAACCUCUGCUGAUGCUGCUGAUGAAGAGGUGAAAAAGAAAGCUCGACUUGCCCGGUUUGCAUCUGGUUCUGCAAAAACCGAUCCUGAGGAGGAAGACAAAAGGAAAGCCAGAGCGAUCAGGUUUUCAAAUCCAUCACCAAGCACCUUGUCCCAGGUGAAUGGUAAGGAAGCUAUUGCAGGAAAGACCACCGGGGGAUCCUAAGGAGCUUCUUCUCCUCCAGUUUUCCCUUUUUCAUUUAUUUAACUAAUGCAGUAAUCUAGAUUAGUUGGAUUAGCCAACAAGGUAGAUAGUGUCAUAUAUUUCCAGAUCCGGCUGUCACAUUCAGGACACAUUUCAGCAGGGCGUUGAAGGAGGCUUUGAUUGCAUUGGAGACGUCUUCUAUUUGAUGCAUCCACCUCCGCACCUUACCUCAUGAGUCUUGGAGAUAAACAACCCAUCCACAGCGAUAGCUUAUCUCCUUUUCUACUGAAAUUUGAUUGCAAAAUCCAAUUAUCACCUAGGAGCGUUUUAAUUGAGUUGCCUUAGAAUAAUGAAUUGCUUCUAGGUUGACAGCUCUUCAUUUAGUCUAUUGCAUUCUCAUUUUCCGGCAGCCCUCUAUUCUGGCACAUGAGAAGAUAUUGCUUCCUGAAGCUUUGGGAUUCACCAUUGGUUGCAUGCAUCAUCAUAUCUUGCAUAUUGCUCUUGCAUUUUGAUGUUAAGUAAUACUUGAGCACAUGAGGCUUUUUUGGGCUGGGCUACUUUCAGGUUAGCAUCUGAAAUUGGUUUUAGAUGUGUUUUAACCUUUAUUAAUAUAUGGUUUUCAUUAAGCCAGGUUAUACAGAUCAACUAGAAGUUGUUAAUUGGGUUUUGAAAUCACUUUAUUUUGCAUAAUUGACCAUUGCUGCAUUCAGAUGCAUGCAUUGUUGGAUUAUGAUCACUUACGGAUACUGCAGUCGUGUGAAUAACUUGCAUCGAUAAUGCAUGAUAGUCCUUAUGUAGAUGAAUGCAGUAAGGGUCGGUAGGUUGCAUUUGAUAAUUCUUCCAAUAUUGCUUCCAUGGAAGUCAGUUGGCAUCAUUACCCCUGGAGAAAUGGAUGAUGAUCUUCCAUAUUGGAUUCUGCUGCGGAUAAAUGCUAUUUUUACAUGAUAAUUCGAUGGGGGAAAAUGAGAAGGACUCAAGAAGUUUCUUGUCCAUUCGAGUCUUAUCAUCUCUUAUGCCUGAAGUGGGUCUCAGGAAACUGAAUGAAGAGCUUGUCGUUAAGUCUUUUGGGAAAUAGUUACACAGAAUCAAAAAAAUUUUUAAUACAGAGUCUACCUCUUGAAAUUUCUAGGUCCUUUUCUCGGUAUUGGAGAUAAGCUAUUUCAUGGAGUUGUUUAUCUGCAGGUCUCAUGUGGUGAUGUUCAACCAGUCAGGUAGGUUUCUGAGCUACAGAUUGAGAAGAUUCUUGUGCCUUGUAUUGCAUGCUAUCGAACAGAACUUGGAUUGUGACUUUGGUCCUGUUUUGUACUGAACGGAGGUGUUUGAUGUAUUUCACAGACUGAUGUACACUGCUUAUAGUUUGGUAUUGCGAUAUUAUAUUACUUCAUCGUCUUUUCCUGGUUA
Molecule: messenger RNA, 2162 nt
Organism: Punica granatum (pomegranate)
Lineage: Eukaryota; Viridiplantae; Streptophyta; Magnoliopsida; Myrtales; Lythraceae
Source: RefSeq, a predicted model, not a curated record